This is a messenger RNA of Haemorhous mexicanus (house finch), 988 nucleotides long. RefSeq names its product histone H2A-IV. The coding region runs from base 1 to 390 and encodes 129 amino acids. The record is from RefSeq and is a predicted model, not a curated record. Lineage: Eukaryota; Metazoa; Chordata; Aves; Passeriformes; Fringillidae. Gene Ontology annotation, molecular function: structural constituent of chromatin; DNA binding; protein heterodimerization activity. The transcript has a single exon. Gene Ontology annotation, cellular component: nucleosome.
AUGUCCGGACGCGGGAAGCAGGGCGGCAAGGCGCGCGCCAAGGCCAAGUCGCGCUCGUCGCGGGCCGGGCUGCAGUUCCCCGUGGGCCGCGUGCACCGGCUGCUGCGCAAGGGCAACUACGCGGAGCGCGUGGGCGCCGGCGCGCCGGUCUACCUGGCGGCCGUGCUGGAGUACCUGACGGCCGAGAUCCUGGAGCUGGCGGGCAACGCGGCCCGCGACAACAAGAAGACGCGCAUCAUCCCCCGCCACCUGCAGCUGGCCAUCCGCAACGACGAGGAGCUCAACAAGCUGCUGGGCAAGGUGACGAUCGCGCAGGGCGGCGUGCUGCCCAACAUCCAGGCCGUGCUGCUGCCCAAAAAGACCGACAGCCACAAGGCGAAAGCCAAGUGAGCCCGAAAGUUUAAGCGGCACAUUUACUUUUCCUGCAAAAACCCAAAGGCUCUUUUAAGAGCCACCCACAUGGUCCUAAGAGAGCUGAGUUAUCCAAGCAAACAAAUCUUAUUUCAGCUUAAUUUUUAUUUUUUGGUGGAUAAAGUCGCAACGUUUUCCACAUUUUUGUUAACAAAGUCUUGCCAAAACGUCCACCUCUCCGUGCAACUUCGUCCUGGUACGGGAUAUUUUCCGUUUAGUUCUUACGUCUGAGAACAUACGGACACUAUUGGUUAUGAGUUCCUGUCCCACCUCCCUUUAUCCGCCUCUUUCUUCUCCGAGUGGCUGAUGCUGUUGCAGAGAUAAGAGGCGUAAUCGUCUUCGGGGAAGGGAGGGGGAAGGGCAGCGGGCCGGGAUUUCCGCUGGCCAAUCCUUGGGCAGGGCGGGCUUUUUCAAUACUUAGAGCAUUCUUUCUCAUCAGGAACAAAAGGAUUGGGAGAGAUCAGGGCUAUUUUUGUGUCCGUAAAGUAACCCUCCCCUCCUCCCCCCCCCCCAACAGACAAAGGCAUUUACGGAGAUACUUUAAGAGAAAUAAUUCAAUAGAUUUGACAUGGCUCAG